AUGCCGCUGGAACAGAUGACAAUCGAAAGAAUCUCCAUGGGCAUCAGACUUUAUGGCCUUCUUGUUGAAUGUCACAGUAAGACUACUGCACCAAACAUGGCUUCCAUGAUUGGAGAGCUGCUAUUGGUUCGGACAAGUGAAUUAGAUGCUCGUAAGGCGACCUAUCUUAGGGAGAGAGUCGCUGUUAAACCAUAUGACCCACUGCCUUUUGGAUUCUACCUUGAUUUAUGGAGCGGAAUUAGUAUUUGGAUUAAGUGUAGCUAUGAUCGGCUCCAUAAAUACUGUCAAAGAUGUGGCCUGAUUGGCCACUUCUUAGAUAACUGCAGCAUUGAUCGGAAUGAUGAGCUAGAGCAGUUCCUGGAUGCGAGUUUUGGUCACUACAUCGUGGAAAAGAAUUUUCAUUUUGGUCAGGAUGAUCAUAACUGUUUGUUCCCACCAUGUAUGCGCAUGACUGAUGGCGAGCUAAACAAGAAGAAUACUCGAUUGUCAUCGGACUACAUCAGCAAUCACUUUUAUGUUUUCCAGGGAAUGCAGGAGGAGGACAUCAUGGAUGGUUUUACCUACUCUACACUGGCAGAGUCGUCUGAUUUAAGCCCAGUCUUGCCGCCGAUUGAUAGGGAAUUGUUAAGAAAUCGGAGAAGGUACGUUAUGUUUCAAGUGGAACAUAAGUUUUUCCUACUACUGACGAUAUGCAGGUUGACUCCCCGACGCAACCGGCUCAUCAACUGCCAGACCUUUUCGGUGGUUUUGGCCGGCGUAAUGGAAAACUGGAGCACGGGCCAAGUCAUCGCCUCUCCACACCGUGGGGCCCAGCUGGCAGUUUACAGUCCAAUCUCAUCCGUAACUGAAAUGUUAGAGAAAGGGCCCACCUUUCAGAAACAAGAGUGUGGAAAGACACCCAACGGAACGUCAGGUCAGAUUCUGGGCCAAUAUCUUUCCUCGCGGUUGCGGUGGGCUAGUCCAAUUCACCAUCGUCGUAGUCCAGGCCCAACCCAUCAAUUCCUUUCAGCAGAGGAGACAUGGAUAUCGAAAGGCUUCAAGAAAGUCGACUUGGAAAGCGAUCGUUGGUUGAAGCUGAAACACAUGGCAUCUCAAAGAAACAGAAGAGAGGAAGCCACACUUGCAGCUUCUCUUCGUCAAUGUGAUUGUAGUGUUGGGAAUUCCCUGAAGCGUUCAAAGGCAGAUCCCAGUUCAAAUUUUCUCACUGGAAGGUUCGGUCGAGAGGUUGAUCAAUUAAUUGAUUGCUUGGGUCAAGCGGUGGCAGAGCAUGCGCGUCAGUUGGCGAAUCAUCCAAAUGCAUAUCUAGUUUCUAAUUUUGUUACUGUCAACUCUUCUGAUAAUUCUUUUGAUGGUCUUGCGGAGUCGAAAGUUUCUCAUAUUAUAUUAGAUAGGUGGGUAGAAGGUACUUGUUUCGGUAAUUUGGUUGUAGUAGAUGCUAAUCACUCUACGGGUGGUCUGGCUCUCUUUUGGGUAGAAAAGUCUGAGAUCGAGCGCCUCGACUGGGCUUUUGCUUCACAGACAUGGCUCUCGAGGUUUCCUCGUAGUCUGGUCACAAAUUUGCCGAUUCCAGUUUCCAACCACAGACUUUUUGUCUUGGAAACCCUAAAGCUUCCAGCAUGGUCCCGCAAGAAAUCACUAAAAUUUGAAUCUUUCUGGAGUAGGUCUUUGGUGGCUCAGGACAUAAUUGACAAAGUCUGGCAUCAUCAGGACCUUAAUGGACAUGACGUCACUCCGGGGGUUCUCUUGACUAAGUUAGAAGCUACUCUGAAGCAUCUUUCAGAUUGGAGUCGGCAUUCUUUUGGGACUCUAAAUGGGCGAAUUCAGAAAUGCUCCGACAGAUUACAGCAACUGCAACAACAUGACGGCCUUCUUCACCACUCUGAUGAGAUUGCAGCAAUAAGUAAAGAGCUUGAUCACUUGCUUAACUACUAG
This is a messenger RNA of Oldenlandia corymbosa var. corymbosa, 1932 nucleotides long. NCBI's taxonomy places the organism in Eukaryota, Viridiplantae, Streptophyta, Magnoliopsida, Gentianales, Rubiaceae. The record is from the annotation of a GenBank genome assembly.